UUGUUAAGACUAUAUCGGCAUAGAAAAAACAUCACUUAGUAUUAAUAAUAAAAAUAAAAUAAUUAGUAGAAACUCGUCUUCUCGAAUGUACCUAUCAUUAUAAAGUGUAAAUGUGAGCAGAUAUAACUGGCAUAUAUUUAUAUAGAAUGAUGCAUGUAUGAGAGAUUCUUGAUUGUGAAAUGCAACUAAACUAUUUACGGUGUCGAAGAGUAAGAGGUGGAAGAAUUGGAAUCUGUACUUGCAAGAGAUCAGAAAUUUCAGUUAAGUGAAACAGUUUCUGGAGACAAUGCAGGAUGAAGAAGUGUCUACUACUCAAACAGUGACUCACGACAGUGGACUUAAGCAACAGUUAGAAGAGAUGCAGAAUGUUUGUGCUCAACUGAAUAAUGAAAAGUUUGAGCUGAUUGAACAGCUAAUUAUGCAAAAGAAUACAAGUAAAGAACUAGAAGAACGAGUUGCUCAACAAGAAAAAGAACUUCACAAACUAAAGAAUCAGCUUUCUAAUAGGGAACAACAACUUAAAAACCUGGAACAAACUUUCAACAUGAAAACUUUCCAACACCACCAAAUAGUUGAUAGAAUGAGACAUUAUGAAGCCCAAAGUCAAUUAACUAAAGUUCUGCAAGAGGAUCUAACAAAGGCUCAGGCAAGAAUUGACAUGUUGUUAACACAGAAUUCAGAAUUACAAAUGGCUUUGGCUCAUCAAGGUGAAGACAUGAUAAAAUCUACAAAUGAAUUUCCUACUGACAAGGAGACUAUUAAAAAGAAUGAUUUGAUUGUUUCUCUCUCAGCAUCUGUCAAGCAACUACAGACAGAACGAGACUACCUAUUGCAUCAGCUCAAAAACCAGAAAAGCCAAAGAGAAACAGAUAUGAUUCCUAAAAGAGACUACGAACCAAGUAAACAUUUCCAUAAGCAACUUGAGGAGAAAUUUAAGAAGACAAUGGAUCAAAUUGCUGAACUAACUGAGAGAAAGCAACAGUUAGAACACUUAGUAACUCAGCUUCAGGGAGAGAGUGACACAAUUGCUGACUACGUAGCUUUGUAUCAAGUACAGCGAGGCAUCAUGAAAACAGAAGGAGCUGAAAAAGAUGAAUACAUAGCUCAGUUAUCAAAGGAUUGGAAAAGCAUAAAGGCUAAGCUCAGUGAACUGCAGAGCCUAAUUUUUCAGUUGUUGGAGGAAAGGGAGCAAAUACAGAACAAUUCCUUGCAUACGCUACCAGACAAUAAUUACCAUGGACCAACAGUACUAGAAAUAAAGAAAUGCCAAUCUAAAGAUGUUCCAAAGUGUACUGAGAAAGACUGUAAUACAUUAAAAAAAGUUGAUGGUAUUAAUAUUCACAAAAGUGAUAAUCAAACAGCAAAGAAAAUUAUUGACCUCUUUACAGAACUUGAAAGUUCCAAUCUUACACAGAAUCCUGUUCUUGAUACUUUCCACCCAUGUUCUGUUUGUUCAGGAAGACUGCUAACUGUAUGAAAUUAAGUCAAUAUAACAGCAGACACGGAAUAAAGCAGUACAGAUGUGUAAGUAACAAUAUGUUUUGUGAAGACCCAUUUUAUAAGCAGCUUAUAGUAGAGUCUAAAAGAAAGUAAAACAUUGUUCAUUGUAAUAAUAAAACAUUUAUGUUUUUAGGUAUUGUAAUUUUACUAACAGGAUAUCUAUAAAGGAAAGAAAAAUAAUUCUACCUGAUAUGCAGUAAACAGUAUAACGAAAAUUUGAUGUAACACAUAUAUAUAUAAUAUAAUGCUCUCUGGAAUGAUGCAGUGAGAAUAUAAUAUUUUAAAUAAAUUAGUAGUUGUUCUUUUACAAGUCAGUUCUCAAAGUGAAUACUAAAGUAAUCACUGUUGUAUAUAUUUUAUUAAAUUCAGUUUACACUUUGAACUCGAAAUUUUCUAAGAAAAAUAUUUAUAUUCAAUAUUUGAAGUCCACUGUUCUUCAUCAUAGUGUUUUAUAUGUAAUUUUCUAGACAGGUUAUAUAAAAACUUAAGACUUUUUGUAUGAAAUACUGUUUAGGGACCUAACAAAAAUGUAAAAAUAUACCUCAUUUCACUGGCUGUAAACACUGUCAAUGUUCAAUAGGUUGUGUAUUUCUGUUACUGUUCACUAAGUUAGUUAUAAGGUAUCUAUGAAUAAGCUACUAAAUUACUGUUCUGCAACACUGAUUCCUUUCAUAUCUUUUCAUACCAAUUAAAUCAGUAUUAUCUUUUUCUCUGUGAUUACAGAAAUUCACAUCAGGAUUAUCAUGAUACGAGUUUGUUGUAAUCACAGGACUAUGAUACAUCUCUGUGAUUCGAUGCAGUGAGAUAGUGCUAGGUAUAUUAAAUUACACUAUGUAGUUGAGCAACAUUUAUAUGUAUGCUUGUACAUAUCAACAACAACAUUUGGACAACAAUACAUCACACAUAAGAUGUGUGUUUGUUAUGUGGUAACAUUAUGUAUUUUAGUGAGACAUUAUUUUAGAUGUAAAAACAUUUUUUAUUGACCUUUAAGUAUAUGAAAUUCCUUAGUUUAGCAUUAUUAGGACUUUUGGUAAUACUUUACUAUUAGCUGUAAUUUUAAGUUCCUAAACUGGAAAGUUCCUGUAAAUUUGUUUCACCAGGAAAUACCAAUAAUUUAAUUAUCUUUAGAUCCUGAAACAUUAUAAGCAGAAAUACAUCACCAAAUGAAACAAUGAUUUGUAGGAACUGAAGAUAUAAUGUGAAUUAUUAGAUUUAUGAAAUAAAAAUGUACUAAGUAAUGAAAGGCAGACAAAAAAGAAAAAGUUUUUAGAUGCUUCAUUUUGACUGUUAAUUGUUUUCUUCCAACUUAAAGAAUACUACCAUGUUUAAAACAAAUGUAAAAUUGUUAUUUUCAGUCUGGUUAUGGCUUUAUUCUAAUCAUAUGUUUGGAUUUUGAGCUCAUUAGCUCUGUACAGGAGUAUAUGGAGCAGAUUUCAAUAAUGGAAUAUUUAAAAAAAUGUAAAAGAAUGUGAAAUUUAAUCCUACUGUGUUUUCUGUGACACUUCUAUUUAUGAAUAGUUGCUUGAUUCUAGUCAGGUAUGUUAGUAUUUUCAGGUCAGUAGCUCCAUGUAGGAAUAUUCAAGGAGAUUUCAAGAAAUGAUAUUGUAACUUUUACAUUUGGUUUAUGAUUAAUACUUAUAUUCAUUCACUGGAUUUUUUUGCUAUACAAGUAUUAGGUAUUAGAAGGACACUGAAACCAUGAUUUCUUUUUGCUACUACUACUCACUGUUGUGACAGUGGUUUCAAAUUAGUAGGGUUGUGUGAAAAAAUGCAUUAUUGUGGAAUUUCAGUGGGAGGAUUGAAGUGAUGUAUUCUGGGUUUCUUUGGAUACGUGUACACAUAGCGCAGGUUAAUGUACUAUAACAGGUUAACAUGACAGUAGCGAAAAGUGUCACCGUAAUGUGUGGCUAUGGUAUAAUCAUAAUAUGCUAUUUCUAGCACUAACUGAUAUGUUGUUUAUUUUUGAAAUAUAUAGCUUAUAUCAGUGUGUUAAAAGUGCAAAUAGAUUUCUUAAUAGUUACACAGUGUGCAUGUGGUUUUGCUUAUUUUGUUUUUAUUUGUUCUUCUUUUCCCUCAAAAAUUAGUACGACCUGUGCUGUUCUAGUUAUGGAUAUUGGUUUUUAAUUUGUAUGUGAUCAAGCUCGAUGAUAUGUAAAUAAAAGUUGUAUUUAAUAUAGUUAUGGAUGCACAUUGAUUUACCAGAUUUUCAAUUUAAUGUAUGCAUUAAUAGAAGUGAAUCAUUAUGUAAAAAACAAAAUUGUAUUUAGCAUCAUAUUGGCCUUUAUUCUAACCUAACUGUAAAAUUUUCAAGUUCAAAAAGGCCAGAUGACGUAACAUUCUAUAUUGUUAUUUCAUAUCCAUAUAUACCAUAAU
Limulus polyphemus (Atlantic horseshoe crab) is the source of this 3873-nucleotide messenger RNA. Its product is annotated as golgin subfamily A member 2-like. The record is from RefSeq and is a predicted model, not a curated record. Bases 287 to 1477 code for a protein of 396 amino acids. Lineage: Eukaryota; Metazoa; Arthropoda; Merostomata; Xiphosura; Limulidae. Gene Ontology annotation, cellular component: Golgi cisterna membrane; Golgi apparatus; Golgi cis cisterna. Gene Ontology annotation, biological process: Golgi organization. The transcript has 11 exons.